AGACCAGAAGCAACCAGGAAGAGCUGACAGGAGCUGCUUACGGGAGAGUGGUGAGAGAGCUGAGUUUGAAUGGGAGCUGAAACAGGCCUGUUGGUGAGAACUGUUCAAAGCUGGGGACCCCGGCUGACCAGAUGCCUUGGGCAACGGCCUCUGGGAAAAAGUGGAGGAUCCACAUUGCUUAGGGGAAGCUGAGCCUGGAAGUGAGAGGGCUGCUUGGGAGAGUGGAUCCUACUGAGCAGGAGCAGGACUCACAGGGUCUCUGGCUCCCCACCGCGCCAGCAUGUCUCACAGGCAUUCUGACAGCUCCGUGGGCGACAAGGCCCUUCUCCUGGAGCGCAAGUUCCAUUCAGAGCUGCGGAUAGAUGCCAGCGUGACCCCUCCCUCUGGGAAACGCAGCUCCAUGGCAGCACUAGACAGCGCCUCGUUCGCGGCCCAGCGCUCCCCGUCCCCCACCGAGCCCUGUCGCGUCAUCCUCAGCACAGAGAGCCCAGCCGCGCUGAAGAUGGGCACCCAGCAGUUGAUCCCCAAAAGCUUGGCCGUGUCUACCAAAUCCAAGACCCCUGCCCGCCACCAGAGCUUCGCCGUGGCCAUGCCAAGUAAAGAGGCAGCUCGCUGCGACCCCAAGCGGAUGUCAGCCCCCGGCAUUUCCCUGGAUGACCUGGACAUCGAGCUGGAUUCUAGUGGGCUCACGCGCAACCUACGGAACACGUCGUACCGGGCUGCCAUGAAGGGGCUCGGGAAUGCCGAGGAGCCUUCUAAGGACAUCGCCACCCUAAAGCCCGUGUCGCAGGACACCAACGCACACCCAGCGCGAAGCCCAGGGAGAACCAAGAGAACACUCGGGAGGAAGCGGAUGCAGAGACACGGGGGCUCCUUUAAGGAUGAGCCCCGGCUCUAUCAGGAGAUCCGUGAGAGAGGGCUGAACUCCAUCAACCAUGAGUCAGACGAUGACUUGCUGGAGGAGGACUCCAAUGUGGAGGAGCAUUCUGCUCCUGCCACCAUCGUGGUGAAAAGCUAUCGCCCCGCCCAGGUGACCUGGAGCCAGCUACCUGAGGUGCAGGAAGCAGGCAUCCUAGAAAGAAUAACGCCAGAGGAACGCAAAAGGCAAGAGGCGAUCUUUGAGAUUAUCACCUCUGAAUACUCCUACCUGCACAGCCUGGGUAUCCUGGUGUGUCACUUCAUGAAAUCCGAAGAGCUGAAGGAGACAAUGACCCAGACUGAGCACCAUCACCUCUUCUCCAACAUCGGCGAGAUCCUGAGCAUCAGCAAAAGUUUUUUUGAGGACUUGGAGAAGCGGCACCAGGAAAAUAUACUGAUCCCCAACAUCAGCGACAUCCUGGAGAAUCACGUGUCAAACCGCUUCAACCCUUACGUCGUCUACUGCUCCAACGAAGUCUACCAGCAAAGGACGCUACAGAAGCUUCUAAACACGAAUGCUACGUUUAAAGAGGCCUUGAAACAAAUUGAGAGGAAGCCAGAGUGUGGUGGCCUGCCCAUGAGCUCCUUCCUCAUCCUCCCCAUGCAAAGAGUAACACGCCUGCCCCUGCUUAUGGACACGGUUUGUCAGAAAACCAGCGUGGACAGCACAGCCUACGAAGCUGCCACCCAAGCCCUGAAAGCCAUCAGCAAGCUAGUUAAGAAAUGCAAUGAGGGAGCCCACACGAUGGAGAGGACCGAGCAGAUGUACACACUUCAGAAACACCUGGAGUUUGGAAAGAUCAAGCCUUUCCCACUGAUUUCAGCUUCCCGCUGGCUGCUGAAAAGAGGGGAGAUCUCCCUUUCCCAUUCAGAAGAUGCUGGUAUCUUCCGCAAAAGUUUUGGCCGGGCUAACUGCUACCUUUUUGUGUUUAAUGACGUCCUGAUUGUAACCAAGAAGAAAAGUGAGGAGAGCUACGCAGUUAUGGACUAUGCCAAGCUGGAUCAGAUAAUGGUGGAGAAAAUUGAAGCCCUUGACAGUCCCUCGUCUCCCCCUGGGAAGCCGGGGUCAAGUGGUGCAGCCCGUGGCCCGUGUAGCGGCCACUCGUUUCGAGUGAUCAUGAAGAGGAACAGCGAAGGGAAGGAGGAGACGAUUGUGCUGUCGGCGGAGUCUCUGAGUGACCGGGCUCGCUGGAUCACUGCUCUGAUGCACAGAGAAAACAAAACAGAUGAAGUGGCUAGUAAAGGUGAGCUGAGACAGGUGGAGAUAAUCAGGGCCUACUUGGCUAAACAGACGGAUGAGAUUUUCCUGCAGCAGGCGGAUGUCGUCUUGGUCCUCGACGAAGAGGAUGGCUGGUACUUGGGCGAGAGGCUGCGAGACGGCGAGAGAGGCUGGUUUCCCCAGUCGUGCGCUCAGCACAUCACCAACCGCAAUGCUGUGGAGAGCAAUGUCCGCCGCAUGGAGCGGCUGCGGAUAGAGACGGACGUAUGAGUCCCAGGCCCCGGGGGACGUUCUUUCUUUGGAGUGAGCCAGUUAUAAGGCCACGAGCUGCAAGCCGGCUGAGCCCAUAGACUAUUGAGGAGAGGAAAGUCUGUGGUCCAGACCCGCUGAUGCCCUCGGUGUGUCUCCCAUGCAGCUGAUCUUCGGAGCAAACUCCAUUUCCCUUCCUUUUAAGAAAACGCUCUCUAGAGGAACUAACUUGACUCAGACCUGAGCAUUUUGUGCAGAGAGAGGGACUGUGUAACCUCUGUGCAUGCACUCAGGAUGUGUCAUCUUCUCUCUGAAGACUUCAGCAACCCUAGGAGCUACUUCACAUCGUCUGAUCUGCCCUGGCUCCUCAUACGCAGCUUUUAAUAUCAGCUGGAAUUUGCUGCAUGGAAUUUAAAGCCAUGGCUUCUUGCUUUGAAAUCCAACCCAGAGACGUCUCUGAAAUAUUCAAAUGUUGAGCUGGGGCUUUAGUUAGAUAUUUCAGUUUGUGUCUCCAAUUCACCUUUAUUCUCUCUCUGCCAUCGCCUAUGGCUAUUAGUCCUGGGGCAAGCACUUGUUAGGGACCGUAGUGGAACAUACAGCAGGGUUCUUUGCAGCCACUGUAUUGUGGGGAACACGUCCAGGUGUGGUUUGAUAAGUGUAUCUAUAAAAUGGAUAUUUUUCCUUCUUAGUGAUUUGAAUAGUCUGUCCUCAUUUUCAGUAGAUGGUUAGCAGCUGUGUCUGGCUCUGCAUUGGCUGGAGUGUUGGGGAGGCUCUGUCGAUGAAGUGACCUGAGCCACUGAAAGUCUGAGCUUCAUCCAAACCAGGGCAGGCUGCUUAUGUGAUUCUGCGCCCAUGCAGAGGGUGAAUCUUUCACAGCUGGGGGCUUGGGGACGAAGGGGGGUGGGCAGCGAGUGCUCUCCAGCGUUCUUAACACUCACUAAGCGUAGGAGAAACUACCCAGUGCUCUGCGUGCACCCUGCAGGAGAGGUUUGGGAUUUGUCCUGCAGGGUGUUUCUAAGUUCGAAAAGGCCAGCUGAGUCUUCGUGGGGAGUGGUCGCCGAGACAGCAUUGAGUCUCCAGGCUUCACGGUCCCGGCGCCUCGGAGGAGGCUAUGCCAGUGCCUGGAACGAACCCUCUGCGGAGCAACCCCUGCGACGCUUCCCCACGUAAGCGACCCGUUCUCAGGUGGAUUUUCAGCCGGCACGUGUCUUGGGCUGGAUGUUACGGGGGGAGGAUGCAUUUUCUGAGAGUCCAGGAGGCUUCAGGGCCAUUUCAGUCAGGCUACAGCGAGGUGUCCUCUCAUGGGUUAGAACGAAGAGUGCCUGGAAGCCAGCUCUGUGACCCUAUGACUGCAGGUCAGGCUUGGAGAGAGAGGGGCCGAUUAAUUUUAUCCGUUGCAAUCUUUCUCCCUCCCUUUCAACCCGACCCCAUCAACUCCCUGAGUAAACGCUAAGGAGAAGGUGACGGGGUAAGGAAAGAGCUAACGAGUGAGGAAAAAACUGGAACUAGCCAGCGGCCUGGGUACAAGGCAAACCGCUGUAAUGGGAAUUCCCUCUGGUCGGUGCUGCUGCUCCAGAAAAUCUGUCAUAACCUGUAGCUGCUCCGCUUCCCUUCAGAGGUUCCCAUUUGGCUGUGUGGCCACCAGCGUUUCUCACACCGAGCAGGUUGUGAGCCAAGCCCACCAAAGAGCUCUCGAGAGCUGGGAACAGAGGCAGCCUUUCAAACCCACCUGCGGCCUCUGUCUGACCGGGAGUGGGCUCAUUACUGAGUCUGGCUCACUUGAAUCCAUUCCUCCCUCUGUCCCCCACCCACCCCCCAAGGGGUUUCAUGGAAAUAUCAUCUAAGCCAGCCCUGUGGCUGAUCCAGACUGCCUGGAGGAUGUGAAUAGUUUGGAGUCGCUGGAGGGUUGUGCCAUGUAAUCUUUGUAUUUUAGCACCUUGUUUGAUAAGGCUGAGUACACAGUAUUUACAGCGCUGGUUACUGUGUUCUGUCUGGGAGCCUGGAUUCCAGGAAAACCCAGGGCAGGUUUAGAGAGGUGCGAAGGAUGCCUGAAUUCCCCUUUGAGUGCUGCUCUGUGCCUCCCUCCGAGUGCUCCCGGCAGACGGCUUUAACGUGUGAGAAAGCAGCAGAGAUUCGCUGUGCUCAGAACUGCUGGCCAUACAGUAUUUCUCCAGGAAGCACAGCCAGGCUAUUGGCAGAACAGAGUCCAUGAGGGCGGUGGGAACUGAAGCCGAUACAAUGAGGAAACCUUGACCAUUGUGAGGGGGGGCUGGCACCUGGGGGGACAUUGCAGGGUUAAAAGGCUUUCACCUCCACAGCCCCAGAACUGGAGUUCUUGAGGCACGGAGUCUUAUAGUCACCUAAAGCACCUGGAAUCUCUAUUGUCACCAAUGAUUAGGAUGUAUCGUUUAUACUCUUGGCACUACACUAUCUCCAAGGUUCCUCUCCUCUUUGUCCGUCCCCUCCCCCAUAUCGCCUCACAACUUGUUUCUAAAUUUUAGUUUUACUUGUUAAAAGCAGUGUCCGGGCUGCGGCAUGAAAACCUGUCCUUAAAAACCGUCUCCAACCAUCGCCAAGGUGAAACAACUUGCAAGUAGUGACCUCUGGGCACUGGUGAAGGUUUGGUUGCCUUUUUUAAUGAAGUUUCUCUCUUAGCAGCAGGGCCCGUAAGUGUCUUUAAAUUCUGUGAAUGUAAGAAGGUCUCUGCCAUGAUGUGAGGGACGUAUUUACAGACCAGCAUCUCUAUUACGUAUUGAUGAGAGUGAGGAUUUCUCAGGACAGUCAGACUUUCCAGACUCCUCUCCCCCCUGCCCGCCCCCCCCCCAGAAUAAGGAAUGAGCAACUUAAUUUUUUGAUACUCAAACCAUGGCAGUCUGAUUACCCUUUGGUGUGAUCUCUGGGAGCUUUGGGGGGCUGUUUUCCGGUGAGGUUCAAAGCUGGGAAUGGUAAUGUGGCUGCAGCCAAACUGCUCCCUCUUUGCAGUCUGAGACAAAUGAAAUAUCGUGCUUUGUUUUCUAAUAUGGCUUCUUUUUACAAACGCAGUGAAGGCGGGGAAGGGCUGGGAUGUAGGACUGAGCCAAUCACCGUUCUUUAUAGGUCUGGACAAGGGGCAUGGGUUGAUCCAGGAAGAAACUUGUAUGUGACCUCCCGCCCCAGGAACAGCUUUGGGAGUUGGAAUUCUUAGGAACGAAAGCCUUUGUAGCCAGUUCGUGUAACAGAUCAUCCCUAGCUGUGCAGAGAGCAGUGAGCAUCCCACUGGGCAUGGUUCAUACUCUACAGUUCCGCUGGGCGGUCUCCUGCAGCUCACCCUGCUCUGCCAUUUCAAGCACUUGUGUUGAGUGAAGCUUUUUACGUGAAGGAAUCCUGGAAUCCCACCACCCCCCAAAUCAUCCCCCGUGCAUCAGUUUUACUUACGGAAAGAAUUAAAACUUUGGCUCCCCCUCUCUUCCUUCCAGUUCUCUGUACUUCCCAAAUGUUGUGUUUUUCUUGGUUUUAGUAGGAAAAUAUGUUUGAAAUUACUCUGGCCUCCAUGCUGUGGGGGGGCAGCCCAAGGCCUGCUGCCGACAGUGCUGUGUUUCACGCCCUGCGUGGCUUUGUGAGCCCAUUCUGAUACUCCACACCACUCUAAGACUGCUGCCACGUGUGUGUAUCGGUGGGGGUGAGAUUGUCUGUCUGUCUGCUUUGUCCAUGAAAUGUGGAAUGCGGCUGAAGGCUCCAAUGUGGAAUUCCAGCACCUUGCGCCUGUAAUUGUUACUUACCCAGAUGACCUGAACACUGCUGUAUAUCGUAUGUAGCAAGUAUUUAAGCCAAUAAACUUCCUGAUCUGUUCUGAGCGGUGAGGGGGUUUGCUGGUUUUAUG
Caretta caretta (loggerhead turtle) is the source of this 6245-nucleotide messenger RNA. The record is from RefSeq and is a predicted model, not a curated record. Lineage: Eukaryota; Metazoa; Chordata; Testudines; Cheloniidae.